GCUGCUCUUCCCGCAGCUGAGCGGUGCGGACAGCAGCACUACGCGCUCAUCGUGAUCGGAGAGAUUUCAGCAGAGCAUCAGCUGUGGAAGGUGAAAGAGCGUAUAAAGCAGGGGCUCCGCUCUUGGCCCAUAGAUCUGACGACCUGUGACCUGAACCAGGAGCUGCAGCUCUUUGAGACAAAGCACUCGGCCCACUUCUCUUCAGAGGUCAAAGGACAAAGACUUCUGCAGUACAAGAGUGAUGUCCUUGAGACAGUUGUGUUGGUGAAUCCAUCUGAGGACAAUAUUGCGAUAGAGAUCAGAACACUGCUCUGUGAUUCAGCCCAACACAAGUUAUUGGUCCUAGGCGGUCAGAGCACUGAACAAGGUGGUGACAUCAUCCUACAAAGUGGUGUCUUUGGCUGGAAGAAUUUCUCUGACAUCAUCACAAGUCAAAGAAUUAAAGACUUCCUGAGCCAGUCACAUCCAGGCGAGCGAGGGUGUCUGACUGUGUGCUGUGCAGCAGAGGGGGCCUGGAGCUCCCUGGAGCUCAACCAGGAGCAGUACCUGCUGGACAUUCGACUGAACCCUGAGCCUGUGCUGCCUGAGAUGGAGGGCGUGACAGAAUUUACAGAAUAUGUCUCUGAGACGGUGGAUGUCCCUUCCCCCUUCGAGCUGCUGGAGCCUCCCACCUCAGGGGGGUUCCUGAAGUUGUCCAAGCCAUGCUGCUACAUCUUCCCUGGAGGCAGAGGUGAUUCGGCCCUGUUCGCGGUCAACGGCUUCAAUAUUCUGAUUGAUGGUGGCUCAGACCGAAAGUCUUGCUUCUGGAAGCUGGUGCGACACUUGGAUCGGAUUGAUUCCAUUCUACUUACCCACAUUGGAGCAGACAAUCUCGCUGGGAUAAAUGGACUGUUGCAGAGGAAAAUUGCAGAGCAAGAGGAGGAACAAUCCCAAGGCUCCAAUGCUUAUGGGGACUGGAUGAAAAACCUGAUCUCACCCGAGCUUGGUGUGGUGUUCUUCAACGUUCCAGACAAGCUAAAGAUGUCAGAACCAACACUGAAAGUGAAGAGGAGUAUCGAGGAGGCCUCAUUGACCUUGCAGUACCUCACCAAGUUGGGAAUCAGGCCUGAGCCUCUGUAUCGUGUUGUUAGCAACACAAUUGAGCCUGUCACACUUUUUCACAAGCUGGGUGUCGGCAAGUUAGACAUGUACAUCCUGAACCCUGUCAAGGACAGUAAGGAAAUGCAGUUCUUCAUGCAGAAGUGGGCAGGUAACAGUAAGGCUAAGACUGGCAUCAUCUUGGCGAAUGGAAAAGAGGGAGAAAUUUCUGUUCCAUACCUCACAUCAGUAACGGCCCUUGUUGUCUGGGUUCCCGCUGGCCCUACUGAAAAGAUAGUGAGGGUGCUGUUUCCCGGAAAUGCCCCACAGAACAAAAUUUUCGAGGGCCUGGAAAAGCUACGACAUCUUGACUUUUUGCGUUAUCCUGUUGCGACUCAAAAAGACAUAUCAUCCGGGGCUCCCCCUCCAGUCAUUAAACAAACUAAACUGAAGCCGAGGACCGAUAGCAAGGAAAGUCUUAAAUCUUCGCCCAAAAUGCAUGCCACUACUAAAGCAAGCAAAAAAGAGGCAAACGAAGACACUGAGUCAAAGAGCGACUCUGUAAAGGAGAACAAAGUCGAAAAGAAGCCGAAGAAAUUGAAGGAGAGUGUUCCUAAACCUAAAUCUGUGAAAGCCCAAACAGAUACAAAAGAUACAGUGAAGCAAGAGAAAAAGAAAUUGCUGAGAGAGAAAUCUCCUAAAAAGCAUGACAAAGAUAAGACAUCUAAAAUGGAGGAAAAGAAAGAUAAAGAAAAGACAGAGAUUAAGAAAGAAAAGAGGGAAGUGAAAUCUCUUAGGAAAGAUGACAAUAAAGAAUCCAAAAUGAAAGAAGAAAAGAAGACUGAUGCAAGUAAGCCAGAGUUAAGGAAAAUCACUAAGCCUGAUUUGAAGCCUUUCACACCUGAGGUCAGAAAGACCCUGAAUAAAGCAAAGGUUCAGGCAAAGCCGAAGACGGAAAAAACAAAAGCAGUCAAAGAGCAAGAGAACAGGCCUGCCGCUCAACAGGUUUCAAAGGAGAAACAGGAAAACGACAGAUCCCUGGUCUCAUCCCCAGAAGACCUUACCAAGGACUUUGAAGCACUGAGACAAGAAGAGCUUUCUGAGAGCAAAGUGCUUCCAAAUCUUCAACCUACAGCUUUUCCUGAUGCAAAGGUCCCUCAUAUUGAGUCCCCUGACGAAGGAAUAACCACUACUGAUGCUGAGACUGAAUCGCCUCAUGAGGAAAAAAAACUAUAUGAAGGAAAGCCAAGUAAAUCCCCAACAAAGAGUUUAGAGAAAUUUGAGGAUGAAGGUGCUGGUACAGAAGAAGACAAUGAGGAGGAAUACAACAUAGAGACCAAAACAACAAAAGUUUCAGAUGACACUGGGAAGGCAGAUGAGAAGAAAUGGCAAGAAACGAAGGUGAAAGAAGAGGAUUUUGAAAAGAAAACAAAAAAGAGUGACAGUGAGGAGGAAGAGGAUGUCAUUGAGAAGGCUGAGCUGGAGGAAGCCGAGGAUAUAGUUCAUGAGGACGAGCUGAAAUACAAGUAUGAGGCAGCCAAGAAAGAAAAACUCGACAAGGACUGGGACGCCAAAGAGAGCGAGACUAAAUUAGUUAAACCUGCUGGAGCCACCGAGCACAUCUCUUUCAUCCAAGACGAGACCAUUCCAGGAUAUUCGGAGACUGAACAGACCAUUUCAGAUGAGGAGAUACAUGAAGAUGCAGAAGAUAGGAUCCCUCAUCUCAGUUAUGAUGUCGGCUCUUAUGACAUUUCCGUCCCUGAUGCGCCUGGCUCGUUUGACACCAUUCAUGGUGUAAAAGAGAUGAAACCCCCAUCAAUAUCUGUUCCAUCUGAUCUAACAGCUAAAGAAAGUAGCGUGGGCCAAGAGACAGCUUUAUCAGCUUUUGCCACCAAUAUUAUUGCCGCACCAUUGGCUGAAGAGGAACAUAUAUCCUCAGCCACCUCCAUUACAGAGUAUGAUAAAUUAUCCUCAUUCGCCACAUCUGUCACUGAAGAUCAGUCUAUUGCAUCUGUGACAGCACCUCCUACUGAGGAUGCAGGGAAAAGCUCCUUGUUCUUGGACACUGUUAACAGUAUACCAUCAUCUAGUCGCACAGAAGGAAAGGAGUAUUUACACUCAGCUGGCACAAUCUCUCCAACAUCAUCUUUAGAAGAAGACAAGUGCUUUAAGUCACCUCCAUCAGAAGAGUACCAGCCUAUUGUUCCAGAACUGGAAGCUACCGUCAAGCCCACCACUCAGGCCCAUGAAGAUGAUGAUGAAGAUGAAGAAGAGGAUGAAGACCAGACGCCAAAUGUUGACGUGCCUCUCGGAAAACUGCAUGAAGGUUAUGCAUCCGCUGCAAUGCAAGACCAAGAGCAAGCUUUUGAUAAGUCCCCCUCCCCAACUGCACCUCUGUCCUCACCUAUCCCGCAAUCGAAGGAUGAAAAAGUGGCUCCUGUUGCUCAGGAUGAGCCCACCAAAGCAGAAGUUGUUGAGAAACCUGUACCUUCUGCACCCUUCUUCUCCAGCACACCAGAAACAAGUGGAACUUCAGAACCAGAAGAGAGAUGUCUGAGUCCAGAUGAUAGCACCAUGAGAAUGGCCUCACCUACACAGUCAGGUCCUACUAGCAGUGGUUACUCCCCUACUGAGGAGAAGGCACCGAAGUCCAUAACUUUGGAGAAAGAAGACAUACAUGACGUUCAAAUGUUUGCAAAACAUGAGACAGUGCCAUUAAGCGAUGCUAAUAAGAAGACAGCAUCUGUGAAAAUAAUGGAGGAUGAAGAUGACCCAUUCAAAAAGGGCUUUUCAAGCACAAGGGCAACGUUUGAUGAUUCAGGUGAAGAAGAAGAGGAGGAGGAAGAGGAAGAAGAAGAAGAAGAGGAAGAUGACUAUUAUAAGAAGCAAGAUUUUAAGACCUGCAGUAAAACUAAAUACAAAGAAGAGAGGGAGAGCACAUUCCUGGAUGAGGAAUAUACAUGCGAGCCACAGUCUCUAAAAGAGGAGAAGCUAUUUGGAAAAGAGAAAGAGGAAGCAGAGACGCAACAGAAACCACAGGACGUGACCCAUUUGGAUAAGGAACGCAAACCCCAGAUGCUCGGCUUUGAGGAGGAGGAAGAUAGUGAAGCUGAAGAUUGCACUUACUCGAGUGUAAAAGAGCCUCAGGGCAAGUUAGAUUCAAUGUCAGUAGGCCAAGGCAAAAAAGAUGUGUCAUUCUCAGAGACAGAUGACACAACAGUGACCUCCAAAGACAGCGAUAAAAGUGUACACUUCAACUUGUACUCCUUCCCUGAGUGUGAGAAGGGUCAUAAGGAAGAAUAUGUGCGGGAAAUAAGGCAAGAUACACCUUAUGUUGGUAAGAGUUUUACAUAUUCCGAUGUAUAUGACAGUAAAUCUAGUUCAGUGGAUAGUUCAUACUCUCCUAAUGUACCAAAGGACUUCAUGGACAAAUUUGAUGAGGAUGAUGGCGUCCUGGAGGACACAGAGAAAAAAGAUAGCACAUUUAGUGCCAGCUUAAUGGAAACUACAAAGAUGUCAGAUUUUAAAGAAUCUCCUCUAAAGGAAGGGUCUUCAUCAUUAUUCAGUGAACCAAAAACCACAUAUGGGGCAUCAUAUAUGGGUGACGUUUCAGAAGAGAAAUCUACAGACAGUUUGGCUAAAGCUGAACCAGAGAUGGCUGAAAAAUCCUCACAUUCCUUCCUGCCAGAAAAAGACCCCUUUUCUAUUAAGUUUGGUCAGCCCACUGUCAGUGGAAAGACAGAAGUGAGUGCAGCAGCAUCAGGCGAUUAUCUAGAUGACUUCACCGCUUCUGGCUUUUCCACAGUAACUAGUAGUCCUGCGGUAGCUCAGUCUUUUGGUGAUGUGAAAGGAGCAACUGCAAAAGACAUGAAGAUGCUAGCACAUGGUGAGGAGGAUGAUGAUGAAGAGGAGGAGGAGGAGGAGGAAGAAGAAGAAGAUGAGGAUGAUGACGAGAUGUAUGGAAGACGUGUCAGUGAUAGUGACCAGGAGAAGGGUGCGAAAGACAGAUCAGAGAAAGAAUUCAGCCAAUUUGGUGGUGCUACCUGCACAGUGCCUCCUGAAUUCAAGGAGGAAAAGAGGGACCCCUUACAAGACUAUGGCUUUAGCACUGACAGUUAUGGCAAACCCCCAGCCCCUGCUCCAUUUGAACCCACUGGGAGCCACAAGAGCCCUGAGGAAACAUUCAAAGUGGCUAAAGAUGAAGCCUCAUCUCUAUUCUCCGGCAGCCAGAUGACAGAAUAUUCCUGUGGGUAUGAAUAUUCUUACGGUAAGGAGAAAGAUUCUUUCCCAUCCACCAAGUUUGAAGAGAAGGCAAAAAAAGAUGACAGCUAUGACCAGUCUUACUUACCUCUCUCCACAAAGCCAAGUGACGAUAAAUACCAUCAUGAUGAGAAAGAUCUUGAAUUUGAGAAGCAAAAAACACCAGACGUUUUAACCAAAAAGCCUGGAGACUCAGUCUCACCAGGCUUCAAUUAUGCAACUGCAACAGCCACGGCCUACUCUUCCUCCUCCUCCUACAGCCACUCUUCCUCUGCUUCUGCCUCUCUCUCUACCAGCCGCCAGUUUGUAGACGAGCUAGAGACUCCUGCCAGUGCUGGAUAUGAAUAUUCGUCCUUCAAGGACGAACAUUCCCUUGUGAUGGAUUCACCCUUCUCCAGUUCCGGUGGGCUAAUCAAAGAUGAAUAUUUAGAAGUGUCAGAGAAGCUGACUCCAGCCACCACCACAGCUGAGUCCACCUCUAGCCUUGCGAGGUUUUCUCCAUUGUCGCCUUUUGAAGAGAUCAAGCCCUUCCCUUCUCACUCAGUCCCCUCUGCAGAUGAUAAGAGGGAAGAACUUACCGGCUCUGCCAGUGGUGCUUUGGACAAGGGUCCCCAGGGUGCAUGCUUCUACAAGCCAGAAUGGGGGGAUGAUACAAAUUUGCAGGCUGAAUACGGUGCUACUGGGCCUCUGUCCCAGGCCGCCGAGAAGGACCCCUUGACGAAAGCUUUGUUUGGCACUUCUUUACCGCCUCAUGCCGAUGUCCCUGAGAAAAAGUAUUACGAAGAUACAGAGAGUAGCGAAGAGGAGGAAGAUGAUUACAUGUGCGAAACAGAACAAGACAAACUACAGUACCAAAGAUCGCCAUUCACAGCCCCAGCAGACAAGAAAGAUAGUCCUUUUUCCUUGACGGAAAAACUAGCCAUGGACACAUCUGCCAGUAAGGUAGGCGCACUCCCAGAUGUGCUUACCUAUACUUCUUCAGCACCACAGCCUACAAAGCCAGAUACUGCAAAUGGUCCUGCAGAAAUUAGCAUGACGGCACCAGACGCCUUUGGUGGAGUAAGUAAGCUAACAUCAAGCCUGUCAAAAACCGAAGUGAAAAGUGAGGAAUUUGAAGCCGGCAAGGUUAGGAGUCCAUUUGAAUGGGAAAUGUUGCAGCAAAGAGGCGUCUACCCAGGGGCUUCACCUCCUCACUAUCGCCAUGAGGAUGAGUAUGAAGAAGAAGAGGAAACGGAACCUGAGCACCCACCCCGUCCUCUUUCCCUCGCAUCUACGGAUCAGUCUUUUCCAUCCUCCUACUAUAAAGAAGACCCAGGCAGGAGGGAUGACUCGGAUCAUCCUCCUGACGUGUGUAUGGGUGCCAGCCCCUUCUCCUCUUCAGCUUCACCAGGUUACUCAUCCUCAGAGUACAAGCAGAGGAAAGGAGACACCUCCCCAUCAUUCAUCAACCCAAACCUUUGCCAGCUAUCCAGUGACGAGGACGAUGAGGAAGAAAGAAGCCAGGACACUGAUCAGCAGCAGCCUUCAGGCAAGACAAGGUACCACAACCAACCUCACCAUCAUUCUCAUAGGGAGGAUAGCGAAUCGCAGCACCUCUCUGGAGCAGCAGCUGCAGAUAUGGGCCUAGCUGGAGAGGACACGCCCCCGACCUCUGUCAGCGAAUCACUGCCCUCGCAGACAGAUUCUGACGUUCCACCAGGAACUGAAGAGUGUCCGUCCAUCACAGCCGAAGGCAAUGUGGAAUCUGAUGAGGAUGCAGAUUACCUCCCUGUAGAUAAGUCAUCUGGAGCCUAUGGGGGAAAACAUUAUUCAUCUAGGUCUUCAGAGAAAAACCACGAUCCACUGCCCUCACCCAUGAUGGAUCCGGCACCUUAUCCCCCUCAUCCUGACGUAUGCAUGGUAGACCCAGAGGCACUGUCCAGCCUCACUGACAAAUCCCUCAAGAAAGAUCCCAAGGCAAAGGGCCUGCGUAAAUCAGGCAAGUCAAAGUCUCCAGCCAGGAAGGCUGAUGCCAGACAUAAAAGGUCCCCGUCAAAGGACUCAUCUCCUCGCACCACCUCUCUGAAGAAGAAGGACAUAGAGGAUGAUGUGUCCAGGUCAAGUCACAACACGGGACGAGGACUUGUCAAUGGAAUUAAAAGUAUGUCAGUUUCGAACACUGCGAAAUCCAGUUCCGCUGCACCCCCUGGUGCUCCCAUCUACGUGGACCUGGCCUACAUUCCAAACCACUGCAGUGCUAAAAAUGUUGACCAGGAGUUCUUCAAACGCGUGCGCUCUGCCUAUUAUGUAGUGAGUGGAAAUGACUCCAGCAGUGGGGAGCCUAGCCGUGUUGUCCUGGAUGCACUGCUGGAGGGAAAAGCACAGUGGGGCUCAAAUCUGCAGGUGACGCUGAUCCCUACUCAUGACACCGAAGUGAUGAGAGAAUGGUACCAGCAGACUCACGAGAAGCAGCAGGAGCUGAACAUCAUGGUCCUGGCCAGCAGCAGCACUGUUGUAAUGCAGGACGAGUCUUUCCCUGCCUGCAAGAUCGAGUUCUAAAUCUGGCAUGGCUCCCAGGUUCACACUUUUCUCAAAUGGUCCCUUAUAGCCUUAUUUGUGGUUUAUUCAGCGCUCCAAACCCUUUGAUAGCAGUUAAAGUCCUCCAGAGUUCCUGUUUGUCCAAAAACGGUCCUGGUUCUAAUGAUUCCCAAACUUCACUGAGCAUAUAAUUGAACGGCAAAAACAUUAGGAGGAUGUGCCUUUAACUUUUGAAUUAGUAUCUCCCUUUAAGCCUGGAUAAGUAAGGAAUACAGUGGCAAUCUUCUUGAUCUUUUUUGGUCAGUUUGAAUGCUUUUUCGUGUUAUUCACAGAUCCCUGUUUUAACUUUUAACAGUUAGAUUUAUCAAAGCACAAGCGUACUUCUUGUUUUACAAUCUGCAGCACCCCUUGAACACUUGAAGACUGAGUUUCUGCCAGUUUUAACUGUCAUUUAUUCCUAUCCGAUUUACGCAUCAUUGUACUGACCUACACAUACACUGUCUGCCUAUAUCUCUCUCAUACAUACGCACAUGCACUACACAGGCAAUCAUGUUGUAAUCGAGUUACCUCUCCUUCCGAAGCCGAUUACACCACCAGAGAUGUCCAGUCUUUUACACUUUUGACAGAUACAUUGAACGCUGUCCAGAUGUCAUGCAUUCAGUACUUUAAGAAGCUUAUUCUGGGGCUGUGCUCUGUAAGUCAGUGGCUCACUUAGCUAAUAACACCGUGAUGCAGAGGCACAUGUAUUUUGGGAGUGGAGCUCAGUUCAGUUCGUUUCUGCCUGCAUACCUUUAACCGAAUCGAGAGGACCUCACAAGCCGAGGAAGAAUCAAGUAAUACGAGGCAAACUUCGUCAGAUGUACUGUUUUCCGUCUUAAUGUAAAAGUGAAGAAUUAGGUUUAGAUGUAAGGUUAGGCUAAGUCAGUGUUUACUGAUGAAUAUUAACGUGCUGUAAGAGGUGUACACUAACAGAGUUAAUCAUUAUUUUUAGAUUUUACAGAAGAGCAAAGGGUCUCGUAAUUGUUAUUUUAUUACCUUGUAUUUUUAAGUGUUUCCCAAUUGCAGAAUAUUCUCAUUAACUGCACUUUAAUUCCUCUCAUUUAAUUCAAUGCAUUGUAAAUAUGGCUAGCAGAUUUAUUAAUUUAACGGAGGUGGGAAGAGAAUGAGAGACUGUUUACGUCAAAGCCAAAGGAACAAGCAGUGGAGUGAUUGCGAACGGUGAACGAUUUGACUUACGAACGUUCUGAAUUACGUUAUGCUGUAGAAAGUGUGUAUUGCAUAAGGUUACAUGUAUGAGGCCGAGCUACGGCAAAGCUAAGGUUUUCUAAGAACUCCGUACAAUUUCAGGAUUACAUUUGGUUUGUUGGAUCAAUAAAAAGCACAUUGUGACAUCUACCAACAUCUUAGCAGUAACUGCCAGGCUUAUCUUUGAUCGUUGUUGAAGUCAGUACAAAUUGAUUAUAUAUAGGACAUUUGAUAGUAAAUCACAGUACCGUUUUAAGGUUUAGACGACUUUUGCUAUUAGAACAAUGUGGUUUUAUAUGUAUGUCUUCAUUGCUCAACAUAUUUCCCAAAAUAUUAUCCCCAAAAGCUGGAAGAGUUGCUAAUUUGUAUAUUUCCAAAAAUAUAUGCAGAUGAGCUAAAAAUCAAAUGAAAUAAACUAAUGUGGUGGCUGGGGUGCUAUUAGGUUAUUAUCAGAAUGUAAAAUAUGACGGUUUGGAUGAAGUUUGGCAACGUUUGUUCCCUUAAAAAACAAAAUAAUGAGAAAAAAUAAUAAUAAAAAUGUAGGCCUGUAUGAAAUGCAUGCAUGUAUAUUGCCAAGAGUCGACAAAUGAAAAUAAUACUGAUGAACCUGCUUUGAAGUAAUGCUUUGAUUUUAAUGCGCUUAAAAGAAACUGGGGUGAAAUGGGAUAUUCUGCAAGACAGUUCCCCUUCAGUUCUCUCUCACAAUACAUAACAUACUUUUUUUUUUCAUUAUAAUACCAGAUGUGUGGUUCUGUCCAUGUACUCUAUGCCAGGGCCAAAUAGUGGAAUUUUAACCCAUUCAUGUCCAGUAUGGUAAAUAAAACAUGUUCUGAGUGGUCUAAAGUCAUGAAAUGUUGUUAUAUAUUGGAUAAACAUCUAAGAGUACCUGCUUUAAUUUGUUUACAUAUCAUUUCCAUACUUUUAUUACAAAUCAAUGGGUUGUCUAUUGUUUUGUUAAAUAUGAGUGACCAAAAGACUCAAUUUCAUGCAAUAAGUGAUUAAAAACUCACUUUUUUAGACAUAAACAUGUAUCUAAUUACUACCAGCUCAGAGAACAUAUGGACCAAAAGAAAAAAUAAGAUGCCUGAUAUGGACAUAAAUGGGUUAUUUUAUAUUAUUAGUCUGGUUCAUUUGUUUCAUUCAAAGUUUUAUUUUGCAAUUUAGCCAAGUAUGCGUUACUCUGGAUCAGACAAAUUGUGGAUUUAUUUCUGGAAAGACCAUGGAGCAUGUCCAGCUGUUCAGCAUUGGCCAUUUACUUCUAGCAGAGGAAAGAUAUCUGAACAGUUAGCUAGCUGUUUACUGUGAGCUGUAACUUUCGAGUUGCUGAUUAUAUUGAAGUGCUAAGAGAAGACGCUCACUGCUAACAUGUAACUCAUCGUCCUUCAUGUCCUUUUGAGUCACCAUGGACUUAAAUUCACUGCUUCAACUUGCAUUCAACCUUACAGAAGCAACAAAUGUUAGCAGACCAAACAAACAGUACUAUACAAACACACCGACGUGUACCUGACUGCCAGAUCAAGUGACCAAAUCACUGAUCGUCUUUUAUAUUUAAGGUUUAUAAGUGUCUGUUUUUGAGAGAAAAUGAACAACUAAAAAAAAAGAUACAAAAAAGAGAAAUCAUCAACGUGCCGUGCAGAGCAUCCAGUUGCAUUCUCAGAUAUCCAUAUCAUAACCAUAUCGAAUCAUUCAAAUACUGCAUUCCGUUCAGCCUAGCUAGUUUCUGCAUGUGAUCUUAAAUUUGAACUUGUAUGUUCUAGUUAAUAAUGAUAUUAAAUGAAGUGCUAUUUUAAAGAUAUAUAUUUAAAUGCUAAGUGUCUCAAUGGUCUCGAUGGCACAUAUAACCCGGCCGCGCUGUCAUUUUCUCUGUGCGUUGUUUUAAAGACGAUACUGUGUACUUUUUCUUCAGAUUUCCUUCUCUUUUUUCUUUUGGUUUUAAGUUAUUUUUGCUCUGUGUUUCUGUUUAUUCCCAUUUAUUUUAUGUGCAAUAUUCUGUAUCUUUAUUUAGAAUUUCUCUAAAUGUAGAAUAUCUACAGAUUUGUUGUAAAAGGGUAAACCUGGUGAUCACCAAUAAAAUACAGUCGUUGAAAAAGAUG
This is a messenger RNA of Colossoma macropomum (tambaqui), 11192 nucleotides long. RefSeq names its product microtubule-associated protein 1Aa (gene map1aa). Gene Ontology annotation, cellular component: microtubule; neuronal cell body; synapse. The transcript is spliced from 7 exons. The record is from RefSeq and is a predicted model, not a curated record. Gene Ontology annotation, biological process: axonogenesis; microtubule cytoskeleton organization; regulation of microtubule depolymerization. The coding region runs from base 589 to 7875 and encodes 2428 amino acids. Lineage: Eukaryota; Metazoa; Chordata; Actinopteri; Characiformes; Serrasalmidae. Gene Ontology annotation, molecular function: actin binding; microtubule binding.